AUGCACGCAACCCACGAUGUCCUUGUGAGAUCCCUCAUCGUCCUACGGUGCCCAGCUGAGUGGUCAAGUUUUACUUAUCAACUAAUUGUCCCUACAAUUCAGUAGAAAUAGGCGUAAUUCUUAGCUUGAUAUCGUUUUACUAAAAUUAAAGUUUAUCGCCUUUCAUUUCAUUUAGCUUAAUAACGUUUUACAAACUUUAAUCUUUGUAAAACGAUAUCAAUUACCAGGUCUCACCACGAAGAGGUGAGUACGCACGAGACACGCCCCGGGGUUUAUAAUAAAGCAUACAAUAUAUCCCAUUCAUCUUUCAUUACACCAUCGCGUUAACUAUAAGCUUAUCUCUCUCACAAUCAUAUAGUACAUACAGUACAUACAGUACAUAUAACUAUACAAAACAUAAAAUCCAUACAAUCAUAGAAUUCAUACAAAAAUUUGCAGACAUACCACAGCAUUUUGCACAGAGACCUGUUUAUUGAAUUCGGGACGAAAUUAGGAAUCCCUCAUCUCCUCUCUUCUUUCGUUCGUUGUUGCUAUUGUUACUCUGUUUAUUGCACUAGAUUCAAGUUUCCAAAUUUCUCAGUCAGUGUCCUAAAUCGAGGUUCGAUCUUUUAGAGGCAAUCAGUUUAGCACUAUCCCCAACGACACAGUGUAGUUCCGAAGAACCGUUGAGUCGGAUUACUAAGGACACUAGACUAGAAUCUCACCUCGUUUUUUCGGAGGAAGCAGCAGUUCCCCGAUAUGACACACUGACUGCAAAACUUGGAAAUUCAAAUCCAAUGCAAUGA
This is a messenger RNA of Heterotrigona itama, 785 nucleotides long. The record is from the annotation of a GenBank genome assembly. NCBI's taxonomy places the organism in Eukaryota, Metazoa, Arthropoda, Insecta, Hymenoptera, Apidae.